AUGGGUGACUUUGCUUUUGUGCAUCACGUGCAGGAGAUUUGCAAGCAGAAUCCCAUUCCAUGGCAGGAUAUUGAUGCAUGCGUCUUUGUCCUGACUGGUGUGGCAUCACGAGCACCUGCAGGGCAGGAUACCGUGAUCCCGCGGCUCAUUGAGCUUUUGCCGGGGAGCUCGGAAGUUUGGGCUGGGAAGAAGUUCUCUGCAGGGGAAGUUGGGACCAGGCCACAGCUGCCGUACCCCACCGAGGGCGUCAAGGCUCUGCUGCUGCGGAGCGCUGCUUCGCGCCUGGUGCUGUUCACCUCAGGCAGAGCGGAACGGCCGAGGACCACGGCAGGUCUUGAAAAGACGGAGUGGGCGAAGAUGCAAGGCUACUUGGCCCUGAAUGAAGGUCCCUGCAAGGCGAUCUUGAAGUUUCUGGCCCUGCAGCACCUCCCGGCCAUCUUGCCCUUGAAACCCGCACAGGAUCCGGACGUCAAGAAGUACUGCGAAGCAUUGGCGUGUGAUGCCAUGAAGAUGGUGAUGACUGCAGCGCGGAAGACCAUUGUCGCAGCAGACAAUGGCACUCUGUGGAAAGAAGCAGUGAAUGCUGUGAUUGCCUUGGUCUCCGACGGCCGCUUCAGCGUGGACUGCCGGGCGCAGCUGGUCUUCGGCAUCGGUCAGGUCCUGGCGACGCUGCAGGAGAGCGCCCAAAGAACGAGCGCCGCAGUUCGUCACGCGCAGCCUUUUGCGCAGGUGAAGACCACCCGCGAUGGCAAGGCCCCGGUGGAGUUGAAGCUCUACAUUGCCUCAGUGUCCAGCGUGUACAACAUGCCUCCGAGGGAUCCUAGCUUGCUGCCGGCAGAUCAUCAUCCAGUCUUGGGAGUCGUGGAGAAACAUUUCGCGACCAUUGAGCGAGUGUGCAUCCAUCAUACCCACUACGAGGAGCUGAUGGAGCAAGCUUGCCUGGCUUUCAGUUACAUCUUGGGAUUUUCCAGGGAGUACGCGCCUACAUCAAAAGUCUUCGUGCCCAUGAUGAAGCUCAUGGCAAGAUGCUGCGAGCAGCACCCGCAGCCUUACUACAUGAGCUUGGUGCGCUCCGCCAUCGGCUUCUUCGCGUCCAACGCGGAGAAUCAGAUGGACGCCGUCCUGGUGGAUCUCACAGGACUCUUCAUUGCUCCAGUGGCCAGGGCCCUUUCCGCGGCCACCAGUGUCCAUGCGGCGGCCAAUGCCAUUGCGCCUCCCAUCAGUGGAGCAGCCUAUGAGAUGAUGGCCGAAGCUGUAAGGCACUGGAAUCUCUCACUCCUAGCGAUCAAUUCGACUCAAUGGAUGCCCGAAGUGCUGGACUGCACCAUCGAGGUGCUGCCGCGCCUCACGGAAGAGGGGCAAGCGAUGUACGAGAGGACCAUCACAGCCAUGCUGCGGUUUCUUCGCAAUGUGCUGCUUUGGGGCGAUCCCGAGACAUCGAAAGGGGACAUGGCUCCAGAGCUUUUGGAACUCCAAAAGCAAGCACAGGGAAUCAUGGUGGAACGGCCCUUGCCAAGAGGCACAGCCUUGCCUCGCCUUAUCCAUAGCCUUUCCAUGCUUCUGGUGGUGUCUGCUCCGAACAAUCCCAGCCGCGGAGAGGUUGUGCCAACGGUGGCGGAGGUGUAUCGGACUUUGUUGGUCGGUCCGUUUGAGUACGUUGCGUCUCAGCAGAUCCCAGCGAGCCUGAAGUCCUUGCCACCGCCAUGUUCGCUGGCACUCGUUGGUGAGCAUGAGCCACAGAAAGUGUUGCAGCAGCUGAAGAUGGAGAAAGGUGAUUCCCGGCGCUUCACCAAGACCAUCAUCGGUGUGGCCGAGCUGUUCGCUGUUGCGUUGAAGAGAGCGCCCGUCGGAACUUGA
Molecule: messenger RNA, 1857 nt
Organism: Durusdinium trenchii
Lineage: Eukaryota; Dinophyceae; Suessiales; Symbiodiniaceae
Source: the annotation of a GenBank genome assembly